CCCUCCGUCGGCUCGUUGUGUGCGCCGCACGCCGCACGCCGCGACAACACACGCGAUCGUCGCCUUUGUUUAUUGUUGGACGCGUGCUCUUACAGCUGUUGUCAGUGCUGCACCGCGACUUGCCGCAGUGCUGUUCUUCUCAGUGUUUUGUUUUAUUAGUGCACAACCUGUGGUGUUUCUGUGACCUGUGUGUGUAGAUGGGGCAAACAGAGUGCCCUUAGAGUUACCGGUGUGGAGCGACCGACACCUCCGUCUACCUAACUGGCUGUGAGAAGCUCGGUCAUGGCGGCCACGGCCAGGCGCGAGAUAGACACAGGCGAGGAGGAUAUAGCCGCCAUCGCCAAACAGAUUUCAGACCAUGCCGAAGCCAUUUAUCAGACUUGGAAGGCGCGUGGCCUCGCACCCACGGAAAUAUUGUCGUGCAGGCCUACGCCCGGAAUCAAAUUGGCAGAGAGUCUGAGGACUAAACCUAGGCCUGAGCCUAAACCCGAAAUAAAACAGAGACCCGACUUUAGACAGGUUCAUCGCCCGGACGCGGCUAGGGAACAAAGACCAGACGUACGUAGAGAACAGAGAGUCGACACACGUCGUGAAAAUUUUGAGCCAGAAGCAGAGACUAUAGAGGUGAUGCUACCUCCAGACUUAGUACCAGAACGUAAUGGUACAGCAGGCGCCGGCGCAGGCGCGAGGCGAGCCGACCCCGCUGCCAUGCGUCUCGAGGUCGCUCGCGAGGAGGAGCGCCUGCUGCGGGCGCUGCGCACCGGAGGCGUGGUGGCAGAGCGCACUGCGGAGAGACCCGACGUGGUCCCGCCGCUGUCACUGGUAGACUAUGCCAAGAGUAGAUACCAGGACAGGCUGGACACGGGGGCUAGGAAGCCGGCCGCUGGUGCCAGUGGCGAGCGCCGAGCGUCUCUGGGUUCCCAUGUGACAGAGGCACGCUCUAAGUUUGAAGCGCGAGCACGUCGUGCGUCUAGCGCUGGCGCCGGUGAGCCCGCCUCCGCAGCGGGAGGAGCGACACCUGUGCGUCCGUUCCUCACGCGUGGAUCAGUUGCAGAACGAGUGCUUAUGUUUGAACGAUGUCCAAGUGAGGCCACACUUGAACUAGCUAAAAGGAAAUCUCCAGCAGCCACGACUUGGCGGGGACCACACGAUGUCAUCAAUAGAGCACAGAGUUACGCAGCAUCAACACCUCCGAAGCCUUCAUCAGCACCUCCUCACACGACACUACAGCGCAGUGUGCGAGGGGCGGCCAGCAGUGGAGCCCCAGCUCGAGUCAUCCCAAGGUUCCACUUCCCCAAAGGCAGACCACCACCAGCCCACCAACAGGACCAUGCUCUUCACAAAGUACAGUCUGCCUUCGCCACCUUCCCAAAUAGUCAGGUCCCCCGCGACAGCUUCAAGCACAUAGUGAAAGCAUGCGAGUGCCCUCUGUACUGGAAGAUGCCGCUGUUCCUCGCCACACAACAGAACCUCCACGUGCCUGUCGACGGACACAAGUUCAUCGAUUUCUGGAGAGAAAUGGCGUCACAGUGUCACGACAUGGCGUCCCGCUUCGUAUACAUCCUGACACGAGGGAAGAGCAACACAUUAGCGCCUGAAGACUUCGUUCCUCUAGUGCAGGAUGUCGUCGACACACACCCCGGCCUCUCCUUCCUCAAGGAGGCCACCGAGUUCCACUCACGAUAUGUGCAUACUGUGAUCGCUAGGAUAUUUUACUGCGUGAAUCGAACUUGGUCCGGCAGAAUAUCGAUCCCCGAGCUGAGAAGAUCGAAUCUACUUCAAGUGAUACAAUUGUUAGAGGACGAAGAAGAUAUUAAUCAAGUCACACAAUAUUUUAGUUACGAGCAUUUCUACGUGAUCUAUUGUAAAUUCUGGGAGCUAGACAGAGACCACGACUUAUUCAUAGACAAGCACGAUCUCGCGAGGCAUAAUGACCAUGCGCUAUCAAGCCGUAUGAUCGAGCGGGUGCUAUCAGGGUGCGUGACGCGCGGCAACCAAAACCGCCUAACUCCGGACGGGGAGCCUCGCAUGUCAUACACGGAGUUCGUCUGGUUCCUCCUGGCUGAGGAAGACAAGACACAUCCUACGGCGAUCGAGUAUUGGUUCAGAUGUAUGGACGUGGACGGCGACGGCUACAUCUCGAUGUACGAGCUAGAAUACUUCUACGAGGAGCAGAUGCAGAGGAUGGAAGCCAUCGGCAUCGAAACCCUGCCCUUCAACGACUGCUUGUGUCAGAUGCUUGACAUGGUGCACCCUGCAGAGGAAGGCAAGGUGACCCUGUCGGACCUAAAGCGAUGCAAGCUGACGCCGAUAUUCUUCGACACGUUCUUCAACCUUGAAAAGUAUUUGGACCAUGAACAACGUGAUCCUUUCGCCACGCAGAGAGACUCCGAUUGUGAGAUGUCAGAAUGGGACAGAUUUGCAGCGGAAGAGUACGAGCUGUUAGUCGCCGAGGAGGGCGGUAGUGACGCACAAGACCAAAUCUCGUACGAUGAGACGGACGAGGACUGUUUAUCGCCAAACCUAGACGACAUCACCAACACGGAGGUCAUCGAAGACUCGAGCGUCGAGGAGUCCACGCUCAGCGAAUGCGGGGCGGCGCGACACCCACGCCCUAUAGCCGCGCAGGGCGCCGCGCCUGCACCCGCGCCGGCGCCCGGCGCUGGCUACGUCAACCUCAGCUCCAUCUACUCCAUCGGCAGCGACCGCUGGGCUAACAACACCGCCCCACCCUCUAAAAAUGGUAUCACCGACAAAAAGCUCCCCGAGAAGCCUGUCCCUCCUGAAAAGCCAGUCAGCCUCAUGAUGGUCAAUGGCAAAAUGGACAAUCGGUACGCUGGCUUCGGUAACAACAGCUUCCUGUACUCGCAGCUCGUGGGCUCAAGUGGUGCGCGCGCUAAAGAUCCACCUUCGUAUACGGCAGCCACUAGUGGUGCCCUCUUCGACAAAUCUGUUGAACCCAAAAAGACUGUCACGUCUCCAGUGAAACCCAAAUCACCUGUUACGAGUCCCGUGAAUGGUGUCAAUAAAAUCUCAGACAAUUAUGAGCGAGCGGUCGCGGAGCGUCUCAGCCCACAGAAGGAGAUCUCCAGGCUGAACCGCAGCAGUCUGUUUAGUAAAGUAAAUACCGGAGUGGUCUCCAGCAAAGUGAAGAAAAAAUCUGCCCGCCAGGAUGAGGAGGAUGAGGACUACGCGCGCGAUAGCGACGAAUGUUCCAUUUAGGAAUCGCUAACCCAGUGAUGUUGCCAUAUGCAAUAAUAAAACGGUUUGUUUCAGUGAACACCAAAGAUUACACGAUGAACGUGCAAUUCGUGAGACGUUAGAUUACCUACCUUACCUGAUAUCAAAUUAGAAUAGAUGUGUAAUAUUGUCUGCCGUUAAUUGAAACAGAGAAAUAUUUUUUCAGCGUAUCCUAGUGGUUGAUACGUGCCUUGUGUCAGUGUAGCGAGUUAGACGAUGCCGCGUUCAGACGUUAGUCGAUUAGUGUGGUUAGAAAACUAAAGUGCAUUAUCCUGAACUAAAGAAACUGUUCUUUAACGGAACCUUGUGUAGUAUCGCAUAGACUAGUGUCAGCAUUUGAAUAGUAUAAUAUUUAUGUAUGUAUUGUUUUAAUUUUAUGUCUCAAAUUAACCAUAUCAAACAAUGAUAUUUUUGU
Molecule: messenger RNA, 3655 nt
Organism: Spodoptera litura
Lineage: Eukaryota; Metazoa; Arthropoda; Insecta; Lepidoptera; Noctuidae
Biological process (GO): protein dephosphorylation
Cellular component (GO): protein phosphatase type 2A complex
Molecular function (GO): calcium ion binding; protein phosphatase regulator activity
Source: RefSeq, a predicted model, not a curated record